Messenger RNA from Didymodactylos carnosus, 200 nucleotides. NCBI's taxonomy places the organism in Eukaryota, Metazoa, Rotifera, Eurotatoria, Philodinida, Philodinidae. The record is from the annotation of a GenBank genome assembly.
UAUCGACAAUUCAAGAAGAAAAAGAAGAAACGAAACCUUUAUCAGUAGACGAACAGCAAGUCCUACCGAUCAAUGAAGAACGAGAUGAAGAAACAAAAACGGUAUCUACAGAAGAACGUCAAAUUUCGUCAAUAUCGACGGAGCAGAAGGAAGACGAAACAAAAGCUUUAUCCACAGAUGAAUCUCGACGAAUGAGAUGA